Messenger RNA from Solenopsis invicta (red fire ant), 1626 nucleotides. Its product is annotated as E3 SUMO-protein ligase ZBED1-like. The record is from RefSeq and is a predicted model, not a curated record. The coding region runs from base 1 to 1626 and encodes 541 amino acids. The transcript has 5 exons. Lineage: Eukaryota; Metazoa; Arthropoda; Insecta; Hymenoptera; Formicidae. Gene Ontology annotation, molecular function: DNA binding.
AUGGGCUUUCAUGGUUUGUUUUUGUGUCUGACCAGAGAAAGCAUGUCUGUUAAGUCAAAGAAGAGAUCUACGUGGAAAUUUUUUAUAAGUGGUGAGGACAGUGCUAAAUGCAAAAUUUGUCAUGUUAACGUUAAAACAGGUGGCAACACGACAAAUUUGAUGAACCAUUUGAAACGAAAUCAUCUCGAAGUCAUCGAAACAGAGCCUGUAAUCAAGAAAAUUGAGGCUAAUAAUCCAGAUAAUCCUACUAGUACUAGGAUACAAACUGAAGAAGUAAAAUGUAGUGAGAUUACUGCACUAUUGUCAGAUUCGUCAAAUGUCUCAACCACAGCAUCUAAAUCUGAUGCUUCAUCACCAUUUCAGUCAAAAUCUAAACAACCGAAAAUUGACAGUACAUUUCAAGAUGUACAAUCCUUCCGAGAAGGGGGUUCCAAAGCUGGUCAAAUUACAAACGCAAUUUUAUUUAUGAUAGCGAAGGAUAAUCAUCCUUUUCAAAUAGUGGAAGACGAAGGAUUUCAACAUUUCAUUAAAACAGCAAUUCCUUUAUAUAAAGUUCCUGGCCGAAAAUCAAUCACACGUCUGAUGGAAGAAAAAUACGAAUUAUUAUCCAUGGUUAUUAAAUCGAAGCUUUCGGCUGUGAAUGCAAUAACAUUAACAACAGACGUCUGGACGGAUACUUUGAAUACACGAAGUUAUUUAGGAAUGACUGCACACUUUAUAUCGGAAGCUAAACUACAAUCCGUUAUGCUAGGCGUGACUCCACUUGAAGAACGACAUACAGCGGAUUAUUUGAGCGAAUGGUUGCUGAAUACCUACAACGGCGCAAACAUAUUAAAGGCUGUUAAUGACAAUUUCGGAAAACACAAACACCUAGCAUGCUUUGCUCACACUUUGAAUCUCGUUGCAUCCAAGGUCAUCGAUGAAGAACCGACGGUUCAUGCUUUGUGCGAAAAAGUAAAAGCACUUGUCACGUUUUUUAAACAAUCUGUAGCAGCCGCGGAUGAGCUCAGAAAAUAUACUAAUAAAAAACUGAUUCAAAGUGUUUCUACCAGAUGGAAUUCGACGUACUUUAUGCUCGAUCGAUUUGUCGAAAUAUCAGAAAGCGUUAGCGGACUGCUGCUCAAGUUUCCAAAAUCGCCUGCAAUGUUAUCAGCAAGUGAAUUGCAGCUUGCAAGAGAGACGAUCGAAAUAUUGAAGCCUAUCGAAAGCGCAUCGCGAGAAGCGUGUGGCCAAAUUUAUGUAACGGCCAGCAGAGUCGUCCCUUUAAUAAACUUUCUAAAAAAUAAAAUUGAUACAUUGGAGACGAAUUUGACGACAAGCGGAGGAAUUAAGUUGAGAGUGCUACUUUUGGCCAAUUUUGAAAAGAGGUUCGGAAAAGUUGAAUACACUACUCUUCUUGCUGUUUCGACGAUCUUCGAUCCAAGGUUCAAAAAAUUGUAUUUUAAUAGUCCACUCGCGUACUCUCAAGCGCUGCAAAAGAUUAUAAGAGAGAUGAAAUUGAUUUCUAAAGAAUCACUAAAUGUUCAAAAUAAACAAAACUUGACUCCAGAAAAAGAGCUCCCCAACGAUGAUAGUCUCUGGUCAUACCACGAAAGCCGCUCUCGGGCGGGGACCCGUUUGGGCUAG